Haliaeetus leucocephalus (bald eagle) is the source of this 1443-nucleotide messenger RNA. RefSeq names its product BTB/POZ domain-containing protein KCTD19-like. The record is from RefSeq and is a predicted model, not a curated record. Lineage: Eukaryota; Metazoa; Chordata; Aves; Accipitriformes; Accipitridae.
AUGGAAUCUGCAGAAGAAGAGUUAGUUAAUUUUAAUGUCAGUGGCUGGUAUUUCUCAAUUCCCAAAAUUAAAGUUGCUCAGUUUCCUGAAUCUCUGGUAUGGAAAGAAGCUUCUGUACAAGAUCAAUCUGAAAAUCUAAGAUUACUUAUUGACCAAGAUGGUUUUGUAUUUAGGCACCUUCAUUAUUACAUGCAGACUUCAAAGUUAUCUUUUUUCAGCUAUGCUGAAUUGAACUUAUUGUGUGAGCAAGCAUUAAUUUUGCAGCUGACACCUUUAUUACAGAUUUUAGAUAAUUUGAAGGAGGAGAAAUAUAACUUACAUGUGCAGCCUGCAGAUAUACCAGUAGCUGAAAGAACAUCUCUGAAUUACUGGAGAACACAAAAGUGUACUAGCAAGCCACCAGAGAUUCCUCCUAACAGUCCAGCAUUCACAGGGUUACAUGAAAGAGCUCCCCUAGGGCUAGUGGAUACACCUUUACUAGGUACAGAAGAUGAAGUGAAUUACUGGUUUUUGCCACUAGAUUUGGUGGCAAAAUAUCCUGUACUAGUUAAUGACAACAAUUUGCUGUGGCUGCUUGAGAAUGCAGCCCUGACUGAGUGCAAGUGCAGUGAGUUCCGCUUCAUAGUUAAUUUUCUUUGCUCAGAGAAGAUGUUGUUGCCUUAUGACUUCUCCAACAUAGAUGCCUUGGAGGAAGAAGCUUUAAUUCUGGGAAUUCCUGAGCUUAUAGAUGCUGUGAAGAUCUAUAGAGGCAGCUGCUCCGUGGGGGCUGGGGGUGGCGGGGGGGCAGUGGCAUGGGAGUCCCCACCAUGAUCCCCACUCUACGCCAUGGUGCUGGGGCUGCUGGCCAACUACCCGGAUUCGGCACUGGGACAGCUCUGCAUGGGCAGCGACCUGGGCUGGAGCUGCCUGCACCUCUCUGGUGACGGCAUUCUCUUCCAACGUGCCAGGAAUUGGCUGGGAACUUGCCGGCUUCCUCUCACUGAAAAUAUUUCUGAAAUCAAAGACCUCUGUGCUUAUUUGGACAAAAGGGACGCCACAUACGAGCCAAUGAAAGAUGCUUUAAAAUGCUCUCUGAAACAACAGAUACCAGCAGGGAGCAGAGAUUAUAAUACAGACUGGACAGCAGAAGUAUCCGUAUGCUCACUCCAUCAGAUUGUGAAAUUUUAUGUAGGAAGUAACUAGUAUGAAACUUGCUUACAGACUUUAGUGAAGUACCCAGAGCUGUUGUCAAAUGACAAGAAAGUCUGUUGGAUCACAUAUGGUCAAAAUCUUCUAAUCCAUGGAGAUGAGCAAAUGUUUCGACACGUUCUCAACUUUCUAAGACUUGGGAAAUUGUUUUUGCCAGCUGAAUUUAAAGAAUGGUCUCUCUUUUGUCAAGAAGCAGAGGAGUACCAAAUCCCUUCUCUUUUAGAGGCACUUUAUCACUCUGAUGCAUACAGGUAG